AUGGCCAAGGUGCUGCCUGCCUGCCUGCUCCUGGCCCUGCUGCUCCCGGCCCCAGCCCUGCUGGCACAGCAGGAGCGAGGGCUCGUCUUCAACCUGGACACCGGCGAGCUGUGCCUGCAGAGUGCCCAGUGCAAGAGCGGCUGCUGCCACCGAACCGACGGCCUCAGCCUGGCCCGGUGCGCCCCAAAGGCAGCUGAGACCCAGGAGUGCUCCCCAAAGAGCAUCUAUGGGGUCUACUACAAAUGUCCCUGUGAGAGCGGCUUGACCUGUGAUGCUGAUAAAACCAUCGUGGGCUCCAUCACCAACAAGGACUUUGGGGUCUGCAAGGACCCCCGGGAGUCCAGCAGGCGGUGA
Messenger RNA from Camarhynchus parvulus, 354 nucleotides. RefSeq names its product colipase (gene CLPS). The record is from RefSeq and is a predicted model, not a curated record. Gene Ontology annotation, cellular component: extracellular region. The transcript has 3 exons. Lineage: Eukaryota; Metazoa; Chordata; Aves; Passeriformes; Thraupidae. The coding region runs from base 1 to 354 and encodes 117 amino acids. Gene Ontology annotation, molecular function: enzyme activator activity; lipase binding. Gene Ontology annotation, biological process: lipid catabolic process; digestion; positive regulation of catalytic activity.